This is a messenger RNA of Cyclocybe aegerita, 1182 nucleotides long. NCBI's taxonomy places the organism in Eukaryota, Fungi, Basidiomycota, Agaricomycetes, Agaricales, Hemipholiotaceae. The record is from the annotation of a GenBank genome assembly.
AUGCUUGACACCUUCCUCUGGUCGAAAGAUUUUCCCCUUCAGGUGUGCGUCUUCAACUCGACCUCGCUGUCGGACCAAGCACACGAUACCCACGAGUCCCAACUUCAAGCAGCGACUUUGGAGUACACUAGAGUUCAAACUCUACUAGCGGCAUUGACGCCUCACAUCAAGCGAUGCAAGUUGUUGCAUUUCGAGCUGCUCUACCCCACUUCCCUCCCACCUGCCGCCUUCUUUCUCCAACGUCUGCCCAAUCUUAAAGAGUUGACUCUUCUCUCGGGAAGGGGUAUCCCUCCUCCGCCUUUUGUUGUUGGAUUUGGUAACCCGUGGACUAUUGGCAACCCCAUACAACCUGUCGCCAGCCGGCCCAGCCUUUGCUGGCUGAAUUGUCUCGCAUUCGACGCAUUUACAUUUAUGUGUUUGGCAAGAGCCUUCAAAGGAUUAUGGUCAGAAAUAUGCUACCGUGACAGGCAUCUUAGGCUCAGCAUCUGGAACUACACAUUUCGGCCUGCGCGCAGGGACCGAUCGGCUAGCAGAUUCACCUUCGAGGAGUUCAUCGGCUAUCUUGUAGACGCCGGCUUUGGCUGUCUCUCCUUGCGAAACAUGCACAUUGCAGGUCCCAGAGAUAUUUCCGCGGAGCCAUCUAAUCAUCCUGAGCCUUAUUCCUCCUCCUAUACCGGCAUUCGCUUCGAAAACGUUUCCAGAGAGCUUAUCUCGGAAUGUCUUUCCAUCUGCGACCUUCGACAACAAGAGUCGUUCGCCUUCAGAUCCUGCGACAUACCCCCCAUCGACGACUUUUUCGGCUACUUUCUCAAGCUCGAAAACAUCCCUCGGUCAACAGAUCUUCAAGGGGUACUCAAGUUAUGGCAAGGCCGGCAGCUGACCAUCGGUUCAUCGGCGUGCUUCAAUGACUCAUUGUUAGCCUGGUUCUCGGAUAACCGGCGUUGCGCACAAUAUCUGGACUCCCUCUUUUUAUUCGACUGCGAUUCCUUCUCGAUGGAGGCCUUGAAAGAGUUUAUUGACGCGAGAACGGAAGAAUUGGGCGAGGAGGAUGGCGAGGACUUGAAUGACUUUGAUGAGGAGCCUUGCAUACGCGAAUUACGCGUGCAGGGCGGCGGUCAUACCCUUGCAGACGAAGACAGGUUGUGGUUUCAACAACGCGUAAAACGCUUUUCCUUCGAAUGA